Messenger RNA from Tupaia belangeri chinensis (Chinese tree shrew), 3492 nucleotides. It is a transcript of the gene PPP4R4, whose product is annotated as protein phosphatase 4 regulatory subunit 4. Gene Ontology annotation, cellular component: cytosol; protein serine/threonine phosphatase complex. NCBI's taxonomy places the organism in Eukaryota, Metazoa, Chordata, Mammalia, Scandentia, Tupaiidae. The coding region runs from base 208 to 2586 and encodes 792 amino acids. The record is from RefSeq and is a predicted model, not a curated record. The transcript is spliced from 24 exons. Gene Ontology annotation, molecular function: protein phosphatase regulator activity.
UGUACUCUUUAAGGGUGGCUGGGGGUGGGGGCAAGACUGACCUCACGUUUGUGUGCCUAAUUUGUAUUUUGGACUUAACAGACACCAGAAGAAAUAGAAAGACUGACAGUUGAUGAAGACCUCAGUGAUAUUGAAAGGGCCGUUUAUCUGCUCAGUGCUGGUCAAGACAUCCAAGGAACAAGUGUGAUUGCAAAUCUUCCAUUUUUGAUGCGACAGAAUCCUGCUGAGACACUUCGGAGGGUCUUGCCAAAAGUCAGAGAAAUCCUGCAUGUUGCAGGAGUGGAGAUGCAGUUAACAGCUGCGGUGUCAUUUUUGACCAUUCUACAGGAAGAAUCAGUGUCAAUUCAUACAUAUGCCCACUCCUUCCUCCAAGUCAUUCUGCUGCAUCUGGAGCACAGGGACGCAGGUGUCAGCAAUGCAUGGCUGGAAACUCUUCUGUCUGUGAUAGAAGAAUUGCCAAAAGAAACCCUAAGGCAUGAGAUUUUGAAUCCCCUUGUUUCCAAGGCACAGCUUUCUCAAACAGUCCAAUCUCGUUUAGUUAGUUGUAAAAUUUUAGGAAAAUUGACCAACAAAUUUGACGCCCAUACCAUUAAAAGAGAAAUACUUCCUCUGGUAAAAUCACUUUGUCAAGAUGUAGAAUAUGAAGUUCGAUCAUGUAUGUGUCGGCAAUUAGAAAAUAUAGCUCAGGGCAUUGGGACAGAACUUACGAAAAGCAUGGUGCUCCCUGAAUUAAUAGAACUCUCUAGAGAUGAAGGCAGCAGUGUGCGACUUGCAGCUUUUGAAACUUUGGUUAAUCUGCUUGAUAUAUUUGAUACAGAUGACAGAAGUCAAACUAUACUUCCCUUAGUGAAAUCAUUUUGUGAAAAAUCUUUCAAAGCUGAUGAAUCAAUUCUUAUUUCUUUAUCUUUCCAUUUAGGAAAACUAUGCCAUGGACUUUAUGGUAUUUUUACUCCAGAUCAACACUUGAGAUUUUUGGAGUUUUAUAAGAAACUUUGUACAUUGGGUUUGCAACAAGAGAACGGACACAAUGAAAACCAGAUUCUACCCCAAAUCCUAGAGCAGGAAAAGAAAUAUAUUUCAGUACGGAAGAACUGUGCUUAUAACUUUCCGGCCAUGAUUGUUUUUGUUGAUCCUAAAAACUUCCACAUGGAACUCUAUUCUACAUUCUUCUGCCUUUGUCAUGACCCUGAAGUACCAGUCAGAUACACUAUUGCUAUUUGCUUUUAUGAAGUGUCUAAACUUCUGAAUUCUGGAGUAUAUUUAAUACAUAAAGAACUAAUAACAUUGUUACAAGAUGAAUCACUGGAGGUACUAGAUGCUCUUAUAGAUCAUCUUCCAGAAAUUUUGGAACUUAUGUCUACUUGUGGAGAAAGCAGUAUUCAAGAAAAUAAGUUAUCCUCUCUACCCGACUUGAUUCCAGCACUCACAGCUGCUGAACAGCGAGCUGCAGCCUCCUUGAAGUGGAGAACUCAUGAGAAGCUACUGCAGAAGUAUGCCUGUCUGCCACAGGUCAUAUCAAGUGAUCAGAUUUAUUAUCGUUUCUUACAAAGAAUGUUCACAAUCAUGAUGACAAAUAAUGUCCUACCUGUCCAAAAGGCAGCUUCACGAACUCUAUGCAUUUUUCUACGUUACAAUCGUAAACAAGAACAAAGACAUGAGGUCAUUCAAAAAUUAAUUGAACAACUGGGCCAAGGAAAAAGUUAUUGGAAUAGACUUCGAUUUUUGGAUACUUGUGAAUUUAUUAUAGAGAUCUUUUCCAAAUCAUUUUUCUGUAAAUAUUUCUUUCUCCCUGCUAUUGAAUUGACACAUGAUCCUGUAGCAAACGUGAGAAUGAAACUUUGUUACUUACUGCCCAAAGUGAAAUCUACUCUGAAGAUUCCUGCAGAUAAGCAUCUACUUCAGCAGUUAGAAAUGUGUGUGAGAAAACUCCUGUGUCAAGAAAAAGAUAAAGAUGUUCUGGCUAUUGUAAAAAGAACUGUAUUAGAGCUGGACAGAAUGGAAAUGUCUAUGGAUGCUUUUCAGAAAAAGUUUUAUGAAAAAGAUUUGUUAGAUCAAGAGAAAGAAAGAGAAGAACUACUUCUUUUGGAAAUGGAACAACUAGAGAAAGAGAAGCAGCAGACUGAUGGAAGGCCUAUGAGUGAAAAAAUCUUUGAAAAGAAACGUAGAGACACUAAGACACCGACGCAAAGUCUGCCCAAAAACAUUCCCAUUUCUGCGCCUGGACCCUCUACUGCCACCCCGUCGACAAGCAAAGAAAUCAAGAAGUCCAAAUUGAUUCGAAGUCAGUCUUUCAAUAAUCAAGCUUUUCAUGCAAAAUAUAGCAACUUAGAGAAGUGUGCUAGUAAAAGUCCAACAGCAGGAUAUACACCUUCUGUCUCAGGGUUAGCAAAGACUUCUGUGCUUUCACUAACUGAUGAUUCAUUCCGGACUCGUAAUUCCAGUAGUGUUCCAACUUCUUUUUCUGCUAAUACUCCCCUACCAAGUACCUCCCGUGGCACAGGCAACUCAGCUGAUCUAAAGAGCAAUGGAAGUAAGGACACACAACCACGGAAAGCUACCUUAAAAUCCAGAAAAUCCAAUCCUUAAAUCAACUGGUUGAUGAAGGUGGCAAAGCAAAGACAGCUGGAAAUAAUGUGAUUGGUGGACAAAAGCUAAAGCUUUUUAAAAAGGUUUUGUUGUUGUUUAAGUGAAUGAAAAGAAACAUGGCGGCAACUGUGUUAAACUUUCCAUAUUUGACAUUAGAUUCCCUAGGAGGUAUAACAUAUAUUUCUCGGAUAAUAAUGUGGUUACAGAAUUCCAAUGUUAGAGCAAAGUAUAACAACUUGUUGAAAAACAACUUUAGGUAUGUGCUUUAGCUACUGCUGCAGAAGAGGCAAAUCUGCCUUUACUUGUGCAGGAAACAGCUGUUUAAUUGUUCUAGAGUUUUAGCAUUUAAAAUCUAUAUGAAAGUCCAAAUCCGCUGAAAUUGCCCUAGCUAGCUAAUUGCUUGGAGGGGCCGUUAGGAGGUUAAAAUAAAUAAAUAAAUAAAUAAUGCAUUUCUCAUAACUCUACAACUGAAAAGGGUAUGAGUGGCUGUCUGCAGUUUCAUCAGUCCUAUGAUUAGAGUGACAAUAUGUUGUACCUGGACAUUCUCAAAUUUAAAUUUGGCAGUGAAAAUUCUACAACGAUUUCUGAUAACCUUGAGCUAUUAAUACCUUAAAAAUAAUAGGUUGAUGAUUUCCUUUAUUUCCUAGAAGGAUUUAUUUUAUAAAGACUUCGUUUACACGUUAGGUUGUAUCGGUCCUUACUUAAUUUAAAAUGAUGAAUCUAGUUUGAAUCAGCUGUUAUUCCAAGCUAUCAUGCUUAAGCUACGUCAACAGCAUUUAUUUGUACUAAUGCCAAUAUUUCCAUCAAACUUUGCCUGUGGAACAUAUACACUUCUUAAUUUUAAAAUGUCAGUUCUUGAGAUAUACUGUAUGAAGCUAUUGUCAGCUUCUCUAUUUCAAAAUACAA